Messenger RNA from Venturia canescens, 4275 nucleotides. It is a transcript of the gene Tgs1, whose product is annotated as Trimethylguanosine synthase 1. NCBI's taxonomy places the organism in Eukaryota, Metazoa, Arthropoda, Insecta, Hymenoptera, Ichneumonidae. The record is from RefSeq and is a predicted model, not a curated record. The transcript has 8 exons. Gene Ontology annotation, molecular function: RNA cap trimethylguanosine synthase activity. Gene Ontology annotation, biological process: 7-methylguanosine RNA capping; 7-methylguanosine cap hypermethylation. Gene Ontology annotation, cellular component: nucleus. The coding region runs from base 164 to 3502 and encodes 1112 amino acids.
UUUUCGCACAGUCUCCAUGACCGAGGUAUAAAUGGCGGACUGUUUUUAUGAAAGGGGGUCGAUCAUGAUAAUUUGAUACUUGUCAAAAGUAGAAAAAUAAAAUGAGUGUUUUGUUGUGACUGGUCCCAAUAGUGUUUCUAAACGUUUCUAAUAAUCGUUGACAAUGUCAGAACACUUUUGGGAACCACUCGCCGAAAUUUAUAUCGCCGAACAGUCCGAUGUUCCGGAGCCCGACAGCUAUAUUUACUGUCUCUGCAGCAGAGUCUUUAUUCGGAAUCCAGAAGUUUACACCGUUAUUGCCCAAGAAGAUCCAAGCGAGGGUGAAGAUGCAGAGAGUGAUUUAGUCGGUGAAAUGCUGGAUCUUCACAAAAGAACCUGCAUAGAAACUCAAUUUGCUGAGAAACACGAUGAAGAACCAUUGAGUUGUUAUUGCAGCGCAUCUCACACAGACAACAAUUAUUCGACGGACGAACAUGACUCGGUGCGUGAUUCUGCAAAUCGUCCAGCGAAUCAGUCUUUGACACAAAAAUUGGGUCUUCAUCAGUCAGAUUCUGGUGCAGAUUUGUCCGAGUAUCAUGACCAUCAUGAGGCGAAGAGUAUUCACGGGCUUUUGGCGACGUACGAAAAGUCGCUGGACACCGGGGUGGACAAGUUAUCGGAGGAGGCAACGAACACGAGAAAUUUCACAAAUUAUCGUGAGACUUGUGACUUGAGUUCGGAGGCGAUAGAGUGUGAGUCGAUCGACAAAUUACUAUGCGGUGAAUCGGCAUCAAAUGAUCAUAAUUACCCCGACGAAUCAGCAAAACGGCCGUCAUUUACCUUAGGCGAAACAAAAAAAACAUCCAGUCAAAGUCCACGAAAGAAUUUGCCAAAGGAAACAAGGCAAAUAAGAGACAGCGGAGAAACGAUGAACGAGUCUGCAAAUGACGAAAAAAUCGAGUACCCGAUAUUGAGAAAAACAUCAUUUGAAUUAGCUUGGGAAAAAUUUUGGUCCGAACACGGUGAACAAUUAAUUUGGGCGUCAUGGAUCGAGAAAUACGUCGAUUAUAUAAAUCCAGGUUAUUUACCACAAGACUGUCAAAUGACGGAGACUGAGAGACUUAACAUCGAAGCUAAAGAUCGCAGCAGCGAAAAAUUUCCCGAGCAGAACACCUGCUUCCCUAAUCAAGCGCAUAAGAAUUGUGAGCUCGGUCGUUCCAGUUUCGCAGGAAUAUUUGGUAAAAAUGGAGACAAAGAGAGUGAAUCAAAGGUUAAAGACACAUCGGGGAACACCAAUUUCACUUUCGAAAACACACAAUCAAGCAGCAUUGUCGAAGGGGAGGCCGAAGCCCACCGUACGAAAAUGCCGAAUCCUGAAAUAUCACCCGAAGCUGGGGAAGGCUGGAACCCUUUGAGCCCGUUCAGCGCCGAAGAAAGUUUCGCUCAACAAUCCUCAAACGGUGGUGAAGACGAGAGGCUUAUCGCUAUUUCACGCUGCGAUUCGUUGAACGGUUCUAUCGCCAAAACUAACGCGACUUCCGACUCCAUGACCAACGUUACUAAAAUGACCCUCACAAGCUCAAGCUUUGAUUCUAAUUCCGCUCAAUCAUUCAGUCUCGUAAGUUCGAUAACAAGCUCGAUCGAAAGCAACGUAACGAGUAGCAGCUCCGAUCAGGAACAAGAUUUGAUAUCCGAGGACAACGACAAAUAUUGGCAGCACCUGUGGAAGGAAAACUUCCAAUCGCAAUAUCAGCUCGAGUACGAUAAAUUUUUGUUGAGGUAUUACAAGGAACACGGUUACUUGAUGAACGAAUUAGUCAACAUUAACGACUCGGAAAUCGUUUCUAAAGACAAAUCGAAAAUUAAAAUUUUACGAAAAAAUGAUACUUCCAAACGCAACUCCGGGACCGGGAACAAAAAAAAGAUGAUCGUUGAAUCCGUUGGCGCUCUCAUGCAAAAUUUAACUAUGCAAAGCGAUGAACAGCCAAUGGAAAAUGAUCACGAUGAUAGUGGUUCACAACAAACUCAGGAUAUCCGUAGACACGAAGAAUUUUCCACCUUGCAUAAUAGCAACAGCACCGACACCAAUGUUCAUUCUAAUAACGGCAAUAUCAAUCGUAGAUCUUCGAGUGGGGGCGACGGUGAGAAACCAAACGAUGAUAAACCCAUCACCCUCAAACGGAGCCACGAAGCGGACUGCGACGGAAACGAAGAGGGUCUCGAAACUGUGAAAAAAGCCUUUUCCUUGAUGGGCUAUACCUUCAACGAGAAUCAAAAGCAAACGAAAUUGCAAGGAGAGGUCGUGUACAGGAAGCGUAAUAUCAGAUUACAAAAUCGACAGCUCAAAAUGAAAGUCAGUAGAUCGAAACCCACGAAUAAGCACACGUAUUUCGAUGACAACGGUGUCGAAAUAACUGACACGAUAGAUAAGGUGAAGCAAUAUCUUUCUUACUGUCCAAUCGCACUUCCAAACGAAACGGAAUUAAAGCCGAAUGAAAAUGGUUCCUACACAAAAGCACAAUUUACAUCGAGCUCCGACGAGGAUUGUGAUCCAGGUUUAACGACCAAGUUGCACGCCAAGAGGCUGGUAUUUAGUAAACCGAGCACAAGCUCGUCGGAAUCCAAGCCAGAAAUACUUGGUUUGAAUGACACGUGCAAUAUUCCACUCGAACCCGAUGAGGUGUUUGAUUCGUCAAUCGUCACAACCGAGAAUCGAACAGAUUUCAUAACGAGCCCGCAAAACGAGAUGAGAAAUCAAGCUGAUAUGGAAAUCGAUGCUAAAUAUAGUAACGAACUUGUCACCACUAAAACAUCUGACGAAGAUAGCGUCAAAAAAACACUCAAGAAACGUCGUAGAAAGCAAAAUAAAAGAAACGUCAGUUUGCCUGCCGAAGUCGAUAAUGAUAAGGAAUUGAUGAAAUAUUGGGUAAAAAGAUAUCGCUUGUUCAGCAAAUUCGAUCAAGGAAUCCAAUUGGACCGGGAAAGUUGGUUUUCCGUGACACCAGAAAAAAUAGCAGCGCAUAUCGCUGAAAGAUGUCGAUGCGAUACUAUCGUCGAUGGUUUCUGCGGUGCCGGUGGCAACGCAAUUCAAUUUGCUUUCACGUGCGAAAGAGUUUUCGCAAUCGACAUCGAUCCUAAAAAGAUUGAGCUCGCUCGCAACAACGCCAAGGUUUAUGGAGUCGAGGAUCGAAUAGAAUUUAUCGUCGGUGACUUUUUCGAACUUGCUGAAAAAUUGAUAGCCGACGUCGUCUUCCUGAGCCCACCUUGGGGCGGCCCAGGAUACGCGAAGGACGAAACCUUUGAUCUAGGUAACAUCAUGCAUCCGAUUGGUGGUCGGCGAUUGUUCAAAACGGCAAAGCGUAUCUCCGAUCACAUCGCGUAUUUUCUUCCUAGAAACAUCGAUACUAUACAGCUCGCUAUGCUAGCUGGCCCUGGAUGUGGCGUCGAGGUCGAACAAAACUUUUUAGAUCGAAAGCUAAUAGCAUUGACGGCAUACUACGGUGAGCUUCCUCGAGACUGUUGAUUUCAUUUUUGUAAUAGAAACCAGGAGAAUAAAAAAUCAACGAGGGUAUAUCGAGCUACGAAGGAGCGUGCGCACUUUCCGUGAGAAAGGAAGUUGAGUAUAAUCGGACUGGUUUGUACAUAAAAAUAAAGGAAAAAACGAGAGAACAGAGAACAGCAAAAAUGAAGGACCGUAUCGAUUUUUUGAGGGUGUCAUUCGUUAAAAUGUCCAAAGCUCGAUACUUUAUAAAUGAGUAGAUAUUUUGAAGCAGUUACUAAAAUUCAGCGAAAUCGCAAAGCCGCGAGUAGAAUUUCCGCAUUGAAUAAAAACUUUAUUUUUCCGCGAAUUUUCCUUUCUUUUUCGUUCCAAACGACGAAUCGAUACGGUUGCAUUGAAACGUUGAAUAAAGGUCCCGAUUAAAAAAUAUUUGUUGCAUUGCCAUCUGCAAUCAUUUAUAUUCGAAACUUCUGUCGUAAACGUUGUAAGCAUUUAAAGCUCAAAAAUCAGGUAAAGAAUAACCCGAGAAAAAAGUACGUGUACAUGUCAGUUAAGUUCGCUCGGAUCUCGAAACUCUUCCCUCUCAACUCUGUAAAAUAAUUCCUUCUCCAUUUGACUCACUUCUGCGAUUCUCUCGUAAUCCUAAGAUCAUGGAAUUCAUAGCAUUUCUUCUCUUAUUUUCUUUCAUUAUUUUUUUCACCCGUUUUUAUUCGAAACGACGAUGAAACUAUAUUAUUUUACAGCUUUUAUGUACACUUAUUUACUAAUUAUCGUGAAUAAAUACAUUCGAAACACAA